Molecule: messenger RNA, 1041 nt
Organism: Musa acuminata AAA Group (dessert banana)
Lineage: Eukaryota; Viridiplantae; Streptophyta; Magnoliopsida; Zingiberales; Musaceae
Product: probable pectinesterase 66
Exons: 4
Coding region: 1-1041 (346 amino acids)
Biological process (GO): pectin catabolic process; cell wall modification
Molecular function (GO): pectinesterase activity
Source: RefSeq, a predicted model, not a curated record
AUGCAAGUGAUCCCACUCAUUCUAUGUACCUUAUUCCAUGUCUUCCUGCUACUUCCCCACGCCAAUGCAGCUGCAACCAUCUCGAAGACCAUCACGGUCAACAAAAAUGGCGGCGCUGACUUUUCGUCGAUCCAAGCCGCCAUAAAUUCGAUCCCCGACUACAACAACCAGUGGAUUAAGGUGCAGGUUGCAGCUGGAGUCUACAGGUCUCCAUCCUCACCAACACUCUCAUUCCCUUACACCUCCUCUACCUCACCGUUCCGCUCUCGAUGCAGGGAGAAGGUGACCGUCGGCUCUAAGGGCUUCAUCCUCCUACAAGGGGAGGGGGCGCAGCAGACGUCGAUCGAAUGGGGAGGCUACAGCGGGGACGCCGCUGGCGAUGACACUGCAACCAGUGCCACCUUCACUACCUACGGUGCCAACUUCGUCGCGAGAGACAUCACAUUCAAGAACACGUAUACUGGCAAUACAAGGGAGCAGGCGGUGGCAGUGUUGGUAGCGGGAGACAAGUCUUCCUUCUACAACUGCAGGUUCAUUAGCAUCCAAGACACGCUAUGCGAUGAGAUGGGACGACACUACAUCAAGGACUGCUACAUCGAGGGUGCCAUCGACUUCAUAUGGGGAGUCGGCCAAUCUAUCUAUGAGGGAUGCACUAUAUCGACGGUGAACAUACCCGAACAACCGGGCUAUAUCACAGCCCACGGACGACAAACCUCUGGGGAUCCGAGUGGGUUCGUCUUCAAGUCAUGCAACAUCACAGGAACUGGGAAAACCUAUUUAGGGAGAGCAUGGAACCACCACGCCAGGGUGCUCUUCCACCAGACAUCCAUGUCCGACGUUGUUGUCCCUGCCGGGUGGGAUGUUUGGCACCAGAGCGGUCAUGAGAACGACAUCACCUUUGCUGAAUCAGGGUGCACGGGACCAGGAUCAAAUCACACAGGGCGCAUCUCCUGGGCGAAGAAGCUUGGUGAUGCUGAGCUGCAGCAGUUAACCUCCAUGUCAUUUAUCGAUAGUGAAGGGUGGCUUGCUGCACAACCAUAG